CUCCUUCCCAUCUUGGGUGGUUCAUGUAAGCAACCUCCACUCACUCUCCAAACAUACAUCCUUAUGAAGCGCUGCGGUGUGAGGUGUGAUAUCAGGGCUGAGCUGCCACAUUCUCCACACAAGUUUGAAGCAGGACUGAGGAGAGGGGAAGGGAGCACUGAACACUCCCAAGAAGCCCCAAGACUGCCACCAGACACAGACUGCCAGUUUGAUCCUAAAAACAGACAUGGAGUCAAAACCUGACGGUGGACCAGCAGUGCCCAACAUUCCCUCUGGCUCGUUUACCAGUGAAGAAUUGGCUGCUAUUGAGGAUGAAGAGGUUCUCAACAAGAUGCUGGACAGUACAGUAGAUUUUGAACAGAGGCGAAUGAUUCGUGCUGCGUUAAGGGACCUGCUCAAGAAAAAGAGAGAUAAACGGGAGCAGGAGCGAGGGUCCAGGCAGCAGGACUUGAAACAGCAGGGUCUGAGCAAAGGAGGAACAACAAGUGGAGUUGUUAGCAUAGGAAGAGCGUCCAUGAACCAGCAGCCACCAAAAAACAAGCCGUCAGGCCUGCCGUCUCCAUCAGCCUCCACUCCCUUCAACAUGACAGUGGGCAGCAAGGCUGGCUCAGCUGGAGCCACACCCCCGACAUCUCCUUCCUCUACAGCACCCAAUGUUAAAAAUGUCAAACAAAUGCUUCUGGACUGGUGCAGGGCCAAAACAGAGCCAUAUGAGGGCGUAGACAUCCAGAACUUCUCCUCCAGUUGGAGAGACGGCAUAGCCUUCUGCGCCUUGGUGCACCGUUUCUUCCCUGACGCGUUCGAGUACUCCAUCCUCAAUCCUUAUGCGCCCAGGGAAAACUUCCAGCUGGCUUUCAGCACUGCAGAGAGGCUGGCAGGCUGCCCCCCUCUGCUGGAUGCAGACGAUUUAGUCCGGAUGAAAGAGCCUGACUGGAAGUGUGUGUAUACUUACAUCCAGGAGUUCUACCGCUGCCUGGUGGAAAAGGGCUUGGUCAAAACCAAGAAGCGAGCAUAGACCCUUGAGAAGGCCGACUCUAGCUUUCAUGAUUGGAUGUGAUUUCAAUUUCUGCAAAUAAUACACACAUUAGCACAAGCUGAGGUCUGAUAGAUAAUAUUAUACACUUUUUUUCAUUGUCUAUGAUGCUUGACUUACCAUGAAGUAAACGAUUAAGUAUUUGUUGUUUCCAGCUGAUGCAUUAUUUGAAUGUAUAAAUCCACAGUGCCUAAUAUGUAGCGUUUGCAUUGGUUUGUGCGUUAGCAGCGACUUUCUACGUGCUCUCAGUGGACAGCUGGAGCUUAGGAUCAGUACAUUCCACUGAGAUUACACAUCUGCAUUAAUCCCAGUCAGAGCCAAAGAGAAUCUGGGAACGUAUUUUAUGAUGAUGCUGUUGCUGCUGGCCUGAGUGUGUAAGUGUUAAAGACACA
This is a messenger RNA of Thunnus maccoyii (southern bluefin tuna), 1425 nucleotides long. It is a transcript of the gene smtna, whose product is annotated as smoothelin a. Gene Ontology annotation, biological process: actin cytoskeleton organization. The transcript has 8 exons. Lineage: Eukaryota; Metazoa; Chordata; Actinopteri; Scombriformes; Scombridae. Gene Ontology annotation, cellular component: filamentous actin; microtubule organizing center. Bases 227 to 1015 code for a protein of 262 amino acids. Gene Ontology annotation, molecular function: protein binding. The record is from RefSeq and is a predicted model, not a curated record.